This is a messenger RNA of Cyphellophora europaea CBS 101466, 3237 nucleotides long. RefSeq lists its product as uncharacterized. Gene Ontology annotation, molecular function: GTP binding; GTPase activity; ribosome binding. Gene Ontology annotation, biological process: cytosolic ribosome assembly. The record is from RefSeq and is a predicted model, not a curated record. Lineage: Eukaryota; Fungi; Ascomycota; Eurotiomycetes; Chaetothyriales; Cyphellophoraceae. The transcript has a single exon. Gene Ontology annotation, cellular component: cytosol; ribonucleoprotein complex. The coding region runs from base 1 to 3237 and encodes 1078 amino acids.
AUGCCGACCGUCACGCCCUCACAACUGGUCGCGCUGCAAUCCACACCCUCGCACAUCCGCAACAUCUGUAUCCUCGCCCACGUUGACCAUGGCAAAACGUCGCUCACAGAUUCACUCAUCGCCACCAAUGGCAUCAUCUCCCCCAAAAUGGCCGGCAAAGUUCGCUAUCUCGACUCCCGGCCAGACGAACAGCUCCGUGGUAUAACGAUGGAGUCUUCGGCGAUUUCGCUCUACUUCAGCAUGAUGCGACGGUCCGCACCAGACGCCGAGCCGAAGCAAGAGGAAUACCUCGUUAACCUGAUAGACAGCCCCGGCCAUAUUGAUUUCUCGAGUGAAGUAAGUACAGCGAGCAGGCUCUGCGAUGCGGCAGUCGUACUCGUCGAUGCGGUGGAAGGCGUGUGCAGCCAGACUGUGACGGUGCUACGACAGGUGUGGUUGGAGAAGCUCAAACCGCUGCUCGUCAUCAAUAAAAUCGAUCGUUUGAUUACGGAGCUGAAGAUGACACCCGCAGAGGCUUACAGUCACCUUGAGCGUAUACUGGAAGGUGUCAAUGCCGUGAUCGGUGGAUUCUUCCAGGGCGAGCGCAUGGAGGAGGAUCUGCGAUGGCGAGAUCGAAAAGACCAACGGAAGGCGGAGGGAGAAAAGGCUUUGGAAGCCGACAUCGAUGGCCAGACCGAGGCGAGCUAUGAGGAGAGAGAUGACGAAGAUCUCUACUUCGCGCCGGAGAAGAAUAACGUCAUCUUUGCGAGUGCGAUUGACGGAUGGGCUUUGACCGUUCGACAAUUCGCCGCCAUCUACGAGAAGAAAUUAGGCAUCAAGAGAUCGGUGCUGGAGAAGGUGCUUUGGGGCGAGUUCUAUCUCGAUCCAAAAACGAAGAAGGUGUUAGGCUCGAAACACCUGAAAGGGAGGAGCUUGAAGCCAAUAUUCGUUCAACUGGUGCUGGAGCCGCUCUGGACCGUCUACGAGGCCACCAUCGGCAUCAAUGGAAGAGGUGACCCGAGUCUGUUGGAAAAAGUCACAAAAUCCUUGUCCAUUAAUUUGCCACCACACAUCAUGCGAUCGCGAGACACGAAAGCCGUACUGCAGGCGCUCUUUGCCCAGUGGUUACCUCUAUCCACCGCUCUAUUGGUGUCGGUCAUCGAGUAUUUGCCCAGUCCACCUGCUGCACAGGCUGCACGUUUGCCGGACAUGAUUGACAGCCUUGUCGGGAGCAAGAACAUCGACGAGACUCUCAAAAAGUCAAUGGUUGAUUUCAACACCGACGAGUCAGCACCGACCGUAGCUUAUGUCAGCAAGAUGGUCGCCAUUCCCGAAAGCGAGAUGCCAAACAAAAGAAGGAAAUUGGGUACUACUCUCACACCAGACGAAGCAAGAGAGUUAGCCCGCAAGAAACGAGCAGAGAUCGCCAAGGCACAAGCUGAAGCUGAGGGCGUCGAUGGUAUAAGUAAUGGUCUCAGCAAUGCGGCAAUUGGGGAUGUCCUGGAUGACGAGUCAGCGCCUGAGCAACCAGAAGAUCCCGAGCACCUGAUCGGAUUCGCCAGACUGUAUUCCGGAUCUCUUGCAGUUGGACAAGAAAUCUGGGUGUUGCCGCCGAAAUUCAACCCUGCUUUUCCACAUGCAUCGCCACAACCGAGGAAAGUUCAAAUUACAGCUCUCUACCUUCUGAUGGGCCGGAGCCUUGAACCGCUCGAGAGAGUACCAGCAGGUGUCGUCUUCGGUGUUGAAGGCCUAGAAGGCACUAUACUCAAGACCGGCACCCUGUGCUCGCAACUGGAAGGCGGUAUCAACCUCUCGGGGAUUUCUAAUAUAGCCCAGCCCAUCGUACGCGUGGCGCUCGAACCAGCCAAUCCACUUGACCUUAACAAGAUGAUCAAAGGUUUGAAGCUGCUAGAACAGUCUGACCCCUCGGCUGUCUACGAGCAGAUGCCGAGUGGUGAGCAUGUCAUCCUCACUGCAGGAGAGUUGCACUUGGAACGCUGCUUAAAGGACCUGCGAGAACGCUUCGCUAAAUGCGAGAUACAGCCCGGCGAGCCAAUUGUUCCGUACCGAGAAACAAUCGUUAGAGCACCAGAAGAAGACAUGGAGCCGCCCAAGAACAAGGAUUUACCUAGAGGCACUACUCUCACGACACCCUCAGGCGAUGACUCCUUCUCGAUCCGCCUCCGCGUUCGUCCUAUACCACCCAAAGUGACUGAUUUUCUCAUCAAGCACGGCGCCUCUAUCCGCCGCUUUUACGCUGAGCAGCAGGCUGAAGAGGAGGACCUCCCCAGCCAGAACGGCCAUGAUGGAACCGACGAAAAGCAAGACCGACAGUCGUCCGACCUUGGCAGCGGUGCUCAUGAGGAAGAGCAAAGCACCAUUCUCAGCCUCCCCGAUUUCCGGAAGCAACUCCAAGCCACGAUCCUAGAAGCCUCCAAAGACGACCACGAUCCCGUCUGGCGAGACAACGACCUCGUCUCCCACAUCUGCGCCUUCGGCCCCCGACGCGUCGGACCCAACCUCUUCGUCGACGCCACCGGCCGCCCCACCUGCAAGCGCUUCCUCGUCGACACACACAACCGCGACGGCAGCGCCGCUGGGCCCGACGUGUCCGAAACAACACUCUACGCCUUCCAACUCGCCACAUCGCAGGGCCCACUCUGCCGAGAACCCAUGCAAGGCGUCGCCGUCUUCCUCGAAUCCAUCACCUACCCCCCGGCCUCCUCCCACGGCGAGGAGCUCGACACCGGCCGCCUCACGGGCCGCCUCAUCAGCUCCGUUCGCGAAGCCAUCCGCAACGCCUUCCUCGACUGGUCCCCCCGCAUCCUCCUCGCCAUGUACAGCCUGACCAUCCAAGCCACUCCUGAGGUGCUGGGCCGCGUGUACUCGGUGCUCACGCGGCGGCGCGGCAGCAUCCUCUCCGAAGAGCUGCUCGAGGGCACGCCGUACUUCACCAUCAACGCCUCACUGCCCGUGGCCGAGUCGUUUGGGUUCUCGGACGAGAUCCGCAAGCGCACGAGCGGCCUGGCGCAGCCGCAGCUGAGGUUCACGGGCUUUGGGCUGCCGGAGGGCGUGGAUGUGGAUCCCAAUUGGGUGCCGAGGAGUGAGGAGGACUUGGAGGAUUUGGGCGUGCAUGGCGAGAGGGAGAAUGUUGCCAAGAGGUAUGUGGAUGGGGUGCGGAGGAGGAAGGGCUUGUUGGUUAGGGGUGCGAGGGGUGGGAGGGAUGCCGAGAAGCAGAAGACUAUGAAGACGAACUGA